AUCUCUCACUUCGUCUACCAACAAGCAACCAUGAUUGCAAUUCAGGCUUCGCUUCUUCUGGCUCUGGCCACCAGCGCUUUUGGUGCCGGCCUCACGGGGUACCACGUGGGAUACGGCUUGCCGUACGGCUCCUCGUACUCUGUACCAGCCACUUCGGCCGUGGUCUCCUCACCCGUGGCGUACCACGCCGGUCAAGCCGUCGCGGCAUACCACGGAGGUCCAGCGAUCGCGGCGUACCACGCCGGUCCAGCAGUCGCGGCAUACCACGGCGGUCCAGCGGUCGCGGCGUACCACGCCGGUCCUGCUGUCGCGACGUACCACGCUGCUCCAGUCCUAGCAACGACGGGCUUCAAGACCGCAGCAGUUGUCGCCCCGGGUCGCUCGACCGUCACGACAUACCACGGUGCUCCCACUGUGACGGCCGCCGUCGCAGCCGUGCCUUCUUACACCACGUACAAGACUGCUCCUGCUGUCACCCGCUACUUCCAGUCCGCUCCCGUGGUAUCCGCUCCCGCCUACACCACUGUCUCUAAGGUGACCAAGCUGGCGGCACCAGCUCUGGCUACUGUGGCGGCGAGCCCAGCAUUCGCCACCUAUCAGACCGCCCCUGUCAUCACCCGCCAGUACCACACCUCUCCGUUCGUCUCGUCCGCGGUCCACGCCGUUCCAGCCGUGACCUCAGGAUUCACUAAGGUGUAUCAGUCCGCUCCAGCUGUCGCCACCUACCGCACCGCUCCAGCUGUGACCCGCGUGUACCAGAGUGCUCCAGUCGUCGCUGCCGCUCCAGCCGUCACCACCGCUGUCCACGCCGUUCCAGCCGUGACCUCCGGAUUCACUAAGGUGUACCAAUCCGCUCCAGCCGUCGCCACCUACCGCACCGCUCCAGCUGUGACCCGCGUGUACCAGAGUGCUCCAGUCGUCGCUGCCGCUCCAGCCGUCACCACCGCUGUCCACGCCGUUCCAGCCGUGACCUCCGGAUUCACUAAGGUGUACCAAUCCGCUCCAGCUGUCGCCACCUACCGCACCGCUCCAGCUGUUACCCGCGUGUACCAGAGUGCUCCAGUCGUCGCUGCCGCCCCUGCCAUCACCACCGCUGUCCACGCCGUUCCAGCCGUGACCUCCGGAUUCACUAAGGUGUACCAAUCCGCUCCAGCUGUCGCCACCUACCGCACCGCUCCAGCUGUGACCCGCGUGUACCAGAGUGCUCCAGUCGUCGCUGCCGCUCCAGCCGUCACCACCGCUGUCCACGCCGUUCCAGCCGUGACCUCCGGGUUCACUAAGGUGUACCAGUCCGCUCCAGCCGUGGCCACCUACCACGCCGCCCCGGCUGUGACCGGCGUCUACCAGAGUGCCCCCGUCGUCGCUGCCGCUCCAGCAGUUGCCACCGCUGUCCACGCAGUCCCAGCGACCGUGGCCACUAAGUUCGCCACCUACCACACCGCUCCCGCCAUCGCGCGCUACUACCAGAACAGUCCUAUCCUGGCCGCCACCCCAGCCGUCGCCACCACCAUCCACGGCGUGCCAGCCCUGACCAAUUAUGCCUCUUACCGCACCGCACCUGCCGUCACUCGCGUGUACCAGGCUGCUCCAACUGUUGUGGCCGCUGCUCCAGCUGCCACUGUGACUGCUGUCCACGCUGCCCCCACCGUGACCGCCGUCCACGCCGCCCCUGCUGUGACUACUGCUCACGUUGCCACCGCUGUCUCCAGAGUGACUAAGGUUGACCCCUUCCACGUCAGCGAGCAGCACACCGUCCACACCAGCCCCGUGGCCACCGCUGUGGCUCAUGCCCCACUGUCGACACUUUCCCACGCCCCGGCCUUCGGCUACGGAGUCGGAGCUCUGGGAUACUCCCACGGACUACCAGUCUACGGCCAUAACUACGGAUACGGACUCGACGCUUUCAACUACGUCGCCAAGCUGCACAAGAAGAAGUAGAGGACCCGAAAAGAAAAGAGAACACUGAGUCACCGCUGUUUUAUCGCUGUUGGAAGACUAAUAAGCAAUAUGAAACCUAGAGCAACAAUAUUCAAAUUUUAUAGAAAAUAAAAUGCUUGAUGCAAUA
Molecule: messenger RNA, 2065 nt
Organism: Dermacentor andersoni
Lineage: Eukaryota; Metazoa; Arthropoda; Arachnida; Ixodida; Ixodidae
Source: RefSeq, a predicted model, not a curated record